Molecule: messenger RNA, 1103 nt
Organism: Cimex lectularius (bed bug)
Lineage: Eukaryota; Metazoa; Arthropoda; Insecta; Hemiptera; Cimicidae
Exons: 2
Coding region: 259-1023 (254 amino acids)
Source: RefSeq, a predicted model, not a curated record
GGAAGUUUUUUUUAUCAUUUUUAUUGAUAAGUUGAUGAUAGUGUCGAUUAACUAUUCAAGAUUUCAAGUUAACCCAGAAACAGCAGUUCUCGGUUUAAUCUAAAAACUUUACUUUUUUAAAUGAGUCAAUGUGCUAGUUAUGUAAUAUUUUUAAUGUUUAAAAAAUAGAUAUGAUUUUAAGGAAAAGGUAUGCCAUCCUGGAUAAUGCGGAAGUGUAGUGUCUAAUUUAGCGGUUAGGCGUAUCGGCAGUCUUGGAAGAUGGACAUUUUACCGACGGUGGGCGAUGUUUUAUAUGAAAUUGACUUGGAAUUGUCAAAAGAGAAAACGUUUCUCGAGGGACAUUGCGACGUGUUGGGAAGUUUCGACGAGCCUGCUCAAAGGGUCAACAAGAAAACGCUGAAACCCAAGGGUCAACACGUGCUUAAGGCCGGCUACGAGCCUAAAAAGCUCAAACUCUCCGUUAAAAAUAAACAAAUCGAGUACAAAGGCAUCGACGAGCUUUUAGACAGGGUCGUCACGCUGGAGGAAGGCCAAGAAGACGACGAGGAAACGACGAAGCUACAGCAGGUCAAACGAGAAGGAGCCACUGAGGAAAUGAUGAACGGCAUUUGCCUGGUCAACAAUUAUAUACAGACGAGGAAAACGCAAAUCAAAAAAGAGGACAACUUGACCAGAAUUAUGUCUCAAAAAUAUGAAGAUCUUUUUCAGCAAGAUAUGAAGAAUUUUUUUUCCAAUGAAGAGAAAACUGAUAUCUUGAAGAAUAUCGAGCAUUAUUCAGCAAAAAAGACUUCAGUUCCUGUACUACCAGAGAGGCCACAAAAAGACAUUUGUGACCCAAAAAGACUUAAAUCUGCCUUCAACAAGAGAUGUGAGGAUAUCCAGCAGAGAAUAAACUGCGCAAUAUUGGCAGAUAUACCUAAAAAUGUACCGCACAAACUUCUACCAUCUAUCUUUAGAGUUGUGAAUGCUUUGCAAAAUAUAAACAAGCUUCAAAUGCCUUUGCUGGUUAAGGAACAAUACUAGUCAUUUGAAAAUCGAAAUAUUACUUGCCAUUAUAUUGACAUGUGCCUUAAGAGAUUUUAUAAACUCAUGGGAAAGACUGA